CCCGGUGCCACCUUCUCUGUGGUGGAAUCUCUCAGAACAGUUGGAGAACUGGCACAGGAACCCGCACCGAAUCCAUGUCGGUGGAAAAGGGGCCAGACAUGUGUACUGCAAGGUACCUGAAGCUGCUCACUCUCUCCACACGGGUCUUGAGUGGGGUGUAGUCCCUCUGCUGCCUCUUCCUGAAGUCCAAAACCAGCUCCUUGGUUUUGCUGACGUUCAGAGAGAGACAGUUAGCCUGGCACCAGUCUCUCCACCUUAUCAAGACAGAGCCAUGUAUUAUUCAAGUAAAAGACGGGAUGGAAUCAGCGCCAUCAUCGACUUCCUGCUGUCCAACGCCCGAUUGGUGCUUGGAGUGGGCGGAGUCGCCGUCCUGGGCAUCGCUACGUUAGCUGUGAAAAAGCUGAUAGAGCGUGCCGGCCGGCCUCCCGAUGACGAAAAUCCUGAUAAAAAGAUGACGGAGAGCUGGGAGGAGCUUAGCCUGGUCAGUUCCUCCCCCAAACUGCUUCAAAAGGGCAUUGAGGGUGUGGUCAUGAAACAGAUUGCUGCAGCCACCAAGAAAGAGGACCUGUCUCAGUCCGCGCCUCAGAGCCAAUCCCAGACUCAGAGGAAUGGAUCAGACCCGGCUCACGCGCGCAAACGGCUAGAUCUCUGCGUGUUAACAUUCUCAGAAAGACUGGAGCAGUAUUACCGGACACGUGUGUGCCUGUCCCCGAGCGAAGUGUCCCGAGCUCAGCAGAGAGCGCUCGACAUUGCUACAGAGAUUCAGGGCUUCCUGCACGCCAAACACCCCGACAUGCCCCUGGGAGAGAUGACCUUAGCGGGGUCGCUGCUCGACGACCUGCAGGUGGUCAAGGCUGAUCACGCCUGCCUGCUCGUACCACUACAGAUGGAGCCCAGUCUGUGGACCCCGAUCGCUGGAGAGGACACGUUUCUCGGCCAUCCUCAGUACUGCAUGUUACGUCGCCAAAACCUCGAGUAUUUCCCGCGUGGGCGGAGCUACUGGGACAGGCACCUCCUAGGCGGCUACCUGUCGUCUCAGCUCGUUGCCGAGCAACUACGCAAAUCGAUCACGGAGUCCAUGAACUGGCCAUCGCUGAGCGGAACCCUGGAGUGCGAGGUGCGCCCGGUGCUCGGGUCUCCCGCGCUGAAGCUGGAGAUCCGAGCUCCGAGCGAAAGUAGAAAUUUCGACGAAGAGCAGCUGUUUAUUAGCAUUCUGCCGACGGUGCGCUUGGGGGACAUGACGCUAACAGCGCAGCCAGAAAUCACCGGAUCGUUUGACUACGUGUGGUACCAGAGUCUCUACACCAGCGAAACGGCUCGACUGGCCAGUCUCGACCAAUCAGACGAGGAGUCGGGUGUUAGGAGAAAGUGCCUCAAAACGCUGAAGGCUGUGUGUCGGAACUGCCCCGCCCUCCACAAGCUGACCGGCGCACAGCUCAGCAACGUCAUCCUGCACAUGAGCGAGAAGGAGUUUGAUUGGUCGGAGUCGGCGUUCGCUGAUCGGUUCCAGCAGGCCAUCGCGGAGCUGAUUGGUUACCUGGAGACAGGUUUCCUUCCCAGUUACUUUAAACCCGCUGUGAAUCUGCUGCAGGGCUUCACCGAGGACGACAUCGAUGAGAUGGGCUUCAUGCUCUACUGCGCCGUGAGCGAGCCCGAGAUACUGCUCAUAUAACGAGUCGCGGUUCUAAUAAACACACACAUACACACAUCUAUCUAUAUAUAUAUAUAUAUAUAUAUAUAUAUAUAUAUAUAUAUAUAUAUAUAUAUAUAUACACACACACACACACACACACACACACACACACACACACUCUUUAGGAUGUACCUCUUUCUUAUAGGUUAAACGUGCGGUUUGUAAUUUUUAUUUAUUCUUUCAGAGAAAAGCUAAAGUCAGCUUUACGCUCCAGUCGUAAAAGCUCGGUGGUGACGUGCUCACUUUAUCGGCGGCUGAUUUAAAGUCGCGUCAGCGUGAGAAAUUACUGAUUAAAUUCUCAGAGUGUGAGCGACACCACGACACCGCGACGCUCAUCUGAAAUCGUCCAAUAGGAGGCCGGCGUAGGAUGACCCCAAACUUACGGUACAGCUACGAUUACGAUAGGAAACGUAAACGAAACGUGGGAUUUAGAAUUGUUGCAGAGGGAGAACGUCUCAUCACAGGCAAAAAAAAAAGAUGGAUGAAGUCCAACUUCUUGUAUCGUUAUUUCAUAAAGAACGCUGUGAAGAACUGGCGUUCAUGUUGUCAUUUAUUUUUUGCGUAUAAAGUGCGGUUUCUUCUUCAGGCAUGACAUCACUGAGCGCUCUGAUAGCGCUGACCGAUCGCAGGUCUGACGUUAGAGGAUCUUCAUCCGUCGUCGUUUGAUCUGACAUGGAGAAUGCGUGCGAUCACACAGUCUGCAAUAAAAUUCAGCCAUGAACGUAUUAGAGAAGUUGUUUUCGUUGCACUUUAUCUAAUAAACAGCUGUAGAGAUUACAAACUGCACCUUUAAAGCAGAGCAGCAGUGCAUUCUCGCUCAGACAGAACCUUAUACAUCAGACGUGUUCAGCGUGUUUCUGCCGCAGACUGAUCCAGCACGAGCGCGUUCUGCCUCACACACCGAGUGUUUGACUGAUACAGGGUCGAAUAAAGCUGCGCGAAUAAACUGAGCUCCAGUUAAUUAUGCAGGGAGUUUAGGCUUUAGUGCUUAAUAAUCUAAUAACACUGAUAUUCCAGACGAUGUGCUCUGGUUGGCACGCAGAUCAUAAAGAUGGCACUUUAGUGAACGCCAAACCAGAACCGUGAGUUUUAUCUUGUUUUCCGCAAAUGCAAUAAAACAAGUCUGCUGUAAAUGACCUCACACUGAUGAGGCUCGUUCUGAUCUGUGUUUCUCAUGAGGUUUGAAAAAUGUGUGUGUUCGAUAAAGUCUUCUCCCUGAACGAAUAAAGCUCGUAAUAAAUCGGGCUGGAAAAUCAUUUAGAAUCAAGUCUCUAUUAAGUGAAUAAAAAGUUAUUUUGAAUAA
Molecule: messenger RNA, 2996 nt
Organism: Pangasianodon hypophthalmus (striped catfish)
Lineage: Eukaryota; Metazoa; Chordata; Actinopteri; Siluriformes; Pangasiidae
Gene: mief2
Product: mitochondrial elongation factor 2
Exons: 5
Coding region: 272-1672 (466 amino acids)
Biological process (GO): positive regulation of mitochondrial fission; mitochondrion organization
Cellular component (GO): mitochondrial outer membrane
Source: RefSeq, a predicted model, not a curated record